GGUGCUGGAGAUCUCUGUCCUCCAACCUCAGGACUGACCCAUCCCUUCCCUUUGCCUCUCUUUCCAUGAUCCCAGGCUUGGCUGUGCAUUCUAUACCCACCUCUUUAGCACCAUCCUCUGGGCUGGCUCUGAGUUCUUUUAAACUCUUCAAUGCUUUCAUAUAUAUCCCUUGCCAUAUAUGAUCUCAUGUUUCAUCUCAUCCCAAUCCUAAACUCCAACCAAGCCCAUUGGGAGCUAGCUUUGUGGUCCCCAACUUAGUCUCCUGGCCUGGUUCUGCAGUUACAGGAGUGAGGUUUUGGGGAUCACCUUCUCUCCAUCCCAUAGGCCUGUGGAGGGGCCCUGACUGAGUGGACUAACGUGAUUGGCUGGUCGUCACUCACACAGAUGUUCCGGCAUACCACCCUCAGUGACCACAUCCAGGUAUUAGAAGAAACAUGCAAGUACCUGGUGGGCACAGGCAAAAAACAGCUCAUAGGGGAGUUACUGACCCAGAACUUCAUCUUCCUGAAGAGCUCUCAGCCCUUCCUAAGGGCAAGUGCAGUCACAGUCAUAGGAUUAAUAACUAAGAGGCUAAACAUGAGUAACCUGCAUAAGGAUGAUGUGGCAACGUUACGGAACGCUCUUCUAAGUGUGAGGAAUGAUCCUUCGGAACCUAUCCAGUCUUUGGCCAAUAUUGUCCUGAAAAGAAUGAGCGUAAAUACUAAGUCCAAGCCUGGCCUGACUUCAACACUGAGCAGACUGAGCACCAACCUCUUAAAAGUCUCCUGCAUCAAAGACCGGACAAAAAAGAAGCGACUUUUCAAGGUUAGCAAACAGGAAGAAGAUAAUGACAGCAAUCAGAAAAAGAAAGGCUGGAGUUGGGUCGAAGACAAUCUGAGUUUAUUGUCCACCUGGCACCAGAGGAGGGUAAAAAAUACCCCACCGGAAGGUAGUUUAUAUGAAACACCAAAGAUUGAAAGAACACAGGAAGAAGUUCUGUCGUUCCAAAAACCAGCUUUUCUUGAUUCAGAAAUAUUCAGAAGUGGGUCUAGAGCUUUUCCAGCUGUUUGACGAGAUGUCAGUGCUUUACUCCACAAUGGUCUCUCCCACUUUUUGUCCAACUGGAUAGGCUACUUUGGAUUAAGCCCAAAGAGGCAGUUUUCAUCUUUGAAGAUACCAUAUGUUUCUUGUCCUUUAUCUCCCUAGGAGACUGUUGGCUACCAGCAUAUACAUUUGUCAGUAAAACAUAUUUUCUCAUCUUAAAACAAGCUGGUUUCCAUCCUAGUUCUUGGGGAUUGGGGGUUAACUUGAGUGACAGGAACAGCUUGGAAGCAUCUCCUUCAACUUGCAGGAAAAGUUUCACAUGACAAAAGGGAGGAGUAGGUGGCAGAAGAGCAUAGUGCCUAGUUAUCACUCUGUUUUUCCACCUCCACACAUGUUGGAUGAAAUUCACAUGCUUGAUAUACUACUGUUGGUAUAUUCAGACUAUAGGUUAGAGCAUAAAAAAGAUGUGCUGUGGAUUAUACAUGGCAGAGCUCACAUAACUUCAGUCCUAUCUAACUCACCCAAGAAAACACAUCAGAUUGCCAUAGAGUGAGUGACAUUCUUAUGAUAACUUUGAGUCCAUUCUAAUUCAUUUAAAAAAAUCCUUCUGAAACUUUCGUUUAAAUUCUCGCUCCCUCUACCACAUAAUCAGCUAUUACUAAGUUCUGACUGAUUAGGUAUAAGGGAAAGUGGCAUUGGUGACUUCCAAGAAGUGUCUUAAAAAGCCGGGGCAUAUCUAUUUUUGUCCUGCCCUUCUUCCUGGUGACUGUGGACAUGAUGGCUGGAAUGCAAACAGCUAUCUUGAGCCAUCUGGAGAAGUGAUACAUUGAAUGUGACAGGGCAAAAAGAUUGAAGGAAGCUAGAUCACUGAUGAUGGUAAAACUGUGUACCAGCUUUGGACAGCUUGUCUUCAGAUUUUGUUUAUAUGGGGGAAAUAAACUUCUGUCUACUUUAACCCAUGUUAUUUGGGCUUUCUGUCACAGACAAACAUAAUCCUGAUGGUUUUACCUAAUCUUUCAACAUUGCUGUAAGGAUUAAAACAAUAUAAAGUGCUUAGCAGCUUGCCUGGCAUGAAGAGGGCAAUAAUUUUUUUUUCAGAAGUAAUAAACAUUCAGGCUAUUUGAACUCGGUUCUGACAUCUUUGAAAGAUGGGAAAAGAUCAAGGAACCAGUUCUUGCUUUGGUCAGAUUUUGCUUCUUUGAAUUUAGCAAUAGUCAGAAUGUUUGAUUGCUUCUAUUUUAUGCCUUUUUGGAUAAAACCUUUCUGAGCCUUGGUUUUCAUAUUUAAAAAUGAGACUACUGAAACCUAUUUUACAGGUUUUACUAAAUUAAAUGAGGUAUUGCUCUGUAGUUGGUAUAUAAUAAGUGCUUAAUAAAUAGCUUAUUAUAUACCAACUAUAGAGCACUAUCUCAUUUCUGUUUUCCCAAUUGCCAAGGGCCUAAAUCUUAA
This is a messenger RNA of Loxodonta africana (African savanna elephant), 2472 nucleotides long. RefSeq lists its product as uncharacterized. The transcript has 4 exons. Bases 385 to 1050 code for a protein of 221 amino acids. Lineage: Eukaryota; Metazoa; Chordata; Mammalia; Proboscidea; Elephantidae. The record is from RefSeq and is a predicted model, not a curated record.